ACCGCCGAGUCCGUCGUCAGGGGCAUGUACGACGCCAUCAACCGCCGCGACGUCGAGGCAGCGCUCGCGUUCGUCGACGACGACAUCCUAUACGAGGACUUCAACUUUCCCGUCCCGUUCAAGGGCAAGGAGAGGGUGCGCAAGCUGUUCGAGGAAUCCUGCGACGGGAUCCCCGACGACAUGCUCUUCAUCGUGGACGAGUGCACCGACGGCGGCGGACUCUCCGUGGGCAUGACGUGGUACGUGGAGCUGGAGGGCGAGCCGUUCCCAAACGCCAGGGGCGCGAGUUUCUACCGCAUCGACCCGACGUCCGGUAAACUCGUGUACGCGCGCGACGUCGUGGAGCCCCCGUUCAAGCUCGGGGACGUGUCGUUCAGCAUCAUCAGGGCGGUGGCACCCGCGGUGAAGGCGCAGCUCCGGCGGGCGCGAGAGGCGCGCGGAGACACCGAGGCGGCACCGAAAGCCGCGACCGCGAACGCGACAGCCGCGAUCGAUCCCCCGAGCGGGGGCACAGCCGUGGACGACGAACCCGGCGACGCCGUCGCCGCCGCGGGUCUCUACGCGCUCGGCGCCGCGUACUGGUUCGUGCUCCUCCUCUCGCCGCCCGGGUGGCAGGGUCUGCCCGGCGAGCCCGCGUGGGCGGUGGCCCCGGAGACACUCGCGGAGGUUGUCGCCGAGUCGACGGAUUUCUUCUUUGUUCUCCCCGCGCUCAACAAGUUCGGGAUCGACCUCCUCGGACCCGCGCCGGCGGUGCACCCGGUGACCCUCGGCGUGUUCAACUUCGCCGAGGCGUUCAUCUUCAUGCUGCUCCCGCUGAUGCUGAUGACGCGCAAAGGCCGCGACCUGCCCACGGUCAAGGCGUGGUCCGUCGCGAUGUUUCUCACCAACGCGUUGAUGCUCCCGUACUUGGGCGCUCGAGCGGCUGCGCCCGCGCCCGCGGCGUGGCGCGAGGCCAAGGCGGACGGGACCGCGGCGGGGAUCGCGGAGGUGGCGCGCGGGGAGAAGGGGCUCCUGUCGAGGGCGUUCGGGCUCGUCGGCCUCGGCGUCGGUGUCCUGUCGGUGUACUGGGCGCUGUUUGAGGACCCCGCGGUGGGCGGCGACCUCGCGGCGCGGGGCGAGUACCUGCGCCAGCUGGUGACGGAGGACCGGGUCAGUCUCGCGUUCGUCGUGGACAUCGCGCUGUUCUCCGUGUGGCAAGCGUGGUUCAUCGGCGAGGUGGACGAGGAGGCUCCCGCGGCGUGCAGGUUCGUGCCGUAUUGGGGGCUCGCCGCGUGGCUGAUGCUGUGA
This is a messenger RNA of Micromonas commoda, 1287 nucleotides long. RefSeq lists its product with no specific name. NCBI's taxonomy places the organism in Eukaryota, Viridiplantae, Chlorophyta, Mamiellophyceae, Mamiellales, Mamiellaceae. The record is from RefSeq and is a predicted model, not a curated record. The transcript has a single exon. The annotation marks the transcript as partial.